AGAGAACUAGCCCAUACCACUUGAUUAUUUAGUUACCGAAACGUGACUGAUACCACUUGUGGUACCUUAUACAGUAUGUUAACACUACUGUACACCUCAACCGUCUUGGAAAGUGUAGAGUUCAGAUUUAGCUUUUUCUUAUCAAAUAGGUAACAAAUCUUGAAUUGUUUCAGGUCGGAUAGCUGCAGGAGAAGGCAGGUUCAACUCCAACAGCGAAGUCAACAUCAACACUGAAGUGAAAAGUAUACCAGUAACGAAGAAAGGUGUAUACUUCGCUUUUAGAGACCAAGGAGCUUGUAUAUCGCUGUUAGCUAUAAAGAUCUACUACAUCGUCUGCCCCGAGGUGACUGUAAACUUCGCGCGAUUCCCUUCAACACCCACCGGUAAGGAGAUCACGAUCAUCGAACAGGCAACUGGUACCUGUGUCAGCAACGCGGAACCAGUAGAUGGAACCCCCGCAUACCUCUGCAAAGGUGAUGGCAAGUGGACUUUGCCCACUGGAGGUUGCAAAUGCAAGGCAGGCUUCCAGCCUGACAUGGAGAAGCAGACCUGCAAUGUUUGCCAACAAGGAACUUAUAAGGCUGAAACUGGAGACGGUCCCUGUCUUCCAUGCCCUCCAUUUUCCCAAGGACCAGAUUAUGGUCUGACUGAAUGUAGGUGCAACGCAGGAUAUUUCCGAGCACCCACUGACCCUAAAAAUAUGUCAUGCACACAACCCCCUUCUGCACCUGUGAAUCUAACUGUAAGUUUCGUCGACCAGUCAACAGUGAUCUUAAGUUGGUUACCACCGGAAAGCCAAGGCGGUAGGAUAGAUACCGUUUAUAGGAUAAGAUGUGACGCUUGUAGCUUAGGUCUAGUCCAAUAUAACCCUAGUACGGAAACAUUCAACGAAACCAGAGUAACAAUAAGCGGCCUAAACGCGGUAACGACUUACCGAUUUCAAAUAUUCGCUGAAAAUGGUGUGUCACACAUGGCGAUGCGGCCCGCAGAGUUCGCGGACAUUGUGGUUACCACCGAAGCAUCUGUAGCCAGCAGUAUUACCAAUAUUAGAGUAACUUCGGUAAAGAGUACUGAAAUUAGCAUAGCUUGGGACGCGCCGAAUGAUGACGAGGAUUUAGUGGAAACUUAUGAGGUGCGAUGGUUCAAGAGAAACGACAUAGACUACAGUAAUAAUAGCUUGCUGACAUCGGAUUUAUCAGCUACUAUAACUGGCCUGCAACAGAGAACCGAGUAUGGUGUACAAGUUAGAGCUAAAACUCAAAGAGGAUGGGGUGCUUAUUCUCCCGUUAUAUUCAAAACUACGGGACAAGUUUUAAAUACAGCUUACAUUGGAGAUGAAGAAGGCCUAAGACUACAAUUAGUUGCUGGUGGAAUAGUAGCAGUAGUAGUUAUCCUAGUAGCUGUUAUAGUUUUAACUGUAGUAUUCUUACGAUCAAGGUCUAAUGAUGAAUGUAACAAGAAGCAACCUAGUGAUUGUGAUACGCUAGAAUACAGGAACGGAGAAGUUCAUCAUAGCUUGGAUAAUCCUCCUAUAGUUGCAACCCAUACAAAUGUGACUACGCCACUGUUUACUGGGAUCAGUGCUUCCAGAACUUAUAUUGAUCCGCAUACAUACGAAGAUCCCAAUCAAGCAGUACGGGAAUUUGCUCGAGAAAUAGAUGCAAGCUGUAUUACCAUUGAGGCCAUUAUAGGCGGUGGUGAAUUUGGGGAUGUAUGCAGAGGAAAAUUAAAAAUGAACGGAGUUGAUAUCGACGUUGCUAUCAAGACCCUGAAAGCAGGCUCACUGGAGAAAUCUAGGAACGAUUUUCUCACAGAGGCCUCCAUCAUGGGUCAAUUUGAGCACCCGAACGUCAUUUUCUUGCAAGGAGUCGUCACAAAGUCAAAUCCAGUGAUGAUUAUUACUGAAUACAUGGAAAAUGGAUCUCUCGACACAUUCUUAAGGGCGAAUGAUGGCAAAUUCCAAGUGAUUCAACUGACAGGAAUGCUGCGGGGUAUCGCUUCUGGCAUGCAGUACUUAAGUGAAAUGAACUACGUACACAGAGACUUGGCAGCAAGAAACGUGCUGGUGAACUCACAGUUGGUCUGCAAAAUUGCAGAUUUUGGUCUCAGUCGAGAGAUCGAAAGCGCCACGGAAGGCGCUUACACGACACGGGGUGGGAAGAUCCCUGUGCGAUGGACGGCACCGGAGGCGAUAGCCUUCCGCAAAUUCACGUCUGCCAGUGACGUAUGGUCGAUGGGCAUCGUUUGCUGGGAGGUCAUGUCCUAUGGCGAACGGCCCUAUUGGAACUGGUCUAACCAGGAUGUUAUUAAGAGCAUAGAGAAAGGUUAUAGGUUGCCAGCACCAAUGGAUUGUCCAGAAGCCAUAUACCAGUUAAUGUUAGAUUGUUGGCAGAAAGAAAGGACGCAUAGGCCAACUUUCCAAUCAAUUGUAAAAACCCUAGAUAAAUUAAUACGAGUCCCCGAUACGUUACGAAAAAUUGCUCAGAAUCGCCGCCUACUGCCAUCACACAUUCUCCCUAGGCCCACACAACCCACCGUUUCGCCCCCUCACUUACCACCAAACCACCCAUUAUCAGAACCAUCCAUGGCUCAUCUACACCAGAACCCAUACUUUGGUUCGCUCCAGCGGCGUUUGAAUUACGCGCCAAAUAUCAUAGAUGCGCACCCUUACUACGGCCUCCCUGAUGUGCUGUUACAAAACUACGCGGUCGUGUCUGAUGAGGCAUUUGAAGAAGCCGAGUACCGGAAGCAGUUAGAGAAUGAAUACAGGAACUCUUUAAUUGAACAUGAAAUGAAAAAACGGUUCAGCAGCCUGUUGAAUCUUAGGGAGGAAAACAUAUGCAACGGUCUAGAAGACCCUUCGCGCUUGAAAGAACUCAACCUAAUGCCUGGGAGCAACUGGAUGCCAAACUUUGAGUCGCCUUUAGAGCAAAUCUACCAAAGAAGACAAGGCAACUACGGUUCUCCUUACUAUCCGAAUCUGGACCCGCAAUUUCUAGAACUGCAAAAUAGACCACAAGAAACUUUAAGAAAUUCGUUCUUCAACGAACAAGAUGAAUACGACCAGGAAACAGAAAACUUCUUCGGUAAACGUCCGAAUAUCUUUGAAAAUACAACAAAAUCAAGUCAAGAUAUUGACAAAAGACAAAACAAGGAUCAAUCUAAAAGUAAAAGCAGUAAUUUGCUAGAACUGGGCGAGGAACAGUUCUCUGAUGAUUUCAAAGAUGGGUCUGAUAGAGUGGAAGGUUCUGAUAAUUUAUUUGGUGGUCAGGAUGCAAGGGGUGAAAGUAGGAGCACAGUAGAGGAUAGAAAUGCACAAACUCGGGGAGCUUGGGUCAAUUUUAAUAAUCUGUAAAUAUGCUUUGAGCUGUGGUUUUUGUUUGCAAGAACGAACAACCCCCUGUCAGCCGACGCGCCCGAUCUCACAAACUUCUCAUGCGUCGAGGAGUGGCUGAACUCCAUAAAGAUGGCGCGGUAUCUUGAGAACUUCCACGCUGGCGGCAUAACCACAAUGGACGCCGUCAUCAACUUGACAGUUAAGGAGUUGACAGAGCUGGGCAUCACGCUAGUCGGUCAUCAGAAGAAGAUCAUGAACAGCGUACAGAGCAUGCGAGCGCAGAUACGAGUUAAUGGAUCGGAAGGAUUCCUUGUAUAAAGCAGAGGCGCUUAGUGAGAAUGAACUUUUGAGAAUUCGAUAGUUGAUCGACGCACAGUUGGAUAAAUAGCUCGUUUUUUUUAGAGAAGCCGUACCCGAAAUUCUUCGAACGCAUUUACAGCUUGACAAAAUCAGCUUGGUCUGUGAAGAACAGACAGAUGACGAUCACUGAAUAGGGCCGAUUAGAGGCAAGAGGAAUUUUUGCUAUAUAUUGUGAAUGUGCUUAAGUCCUCCAAAGAUUUAUGAAGAGCGGGGGUGCUCAGGGGGAGAGACAAUCUUCAAGCUCCAAAAACAAAAAAUGUUCACCUGCAAGGGAAGCAGAGGGACUCUGGCCCCCUGAAUCUGGUUUCACCUUAAAAUUUGCAGAUUUAGCAUGAUUUUAUGUACCCCUGAGAAAACGUUCUACCCCUAAGCUCUGCGAAGUGUUUGGGGCAGUUACACUUUAACAAAAAGUUAUCUCUCAUCGCCAAUGCGCAAAAAAGCAGUCCUGGAUUAAAAUAAAGUUGACGAUAUUGAGUCAAAUAUUAACUAGUAAAAUGCGAAAAUGUUAACGAUAUAUAAAGCGGCGAAGUUAAAUUUUCAAAAUCGAUUUUUCUUUAUUAUUACUUCUGAUCGUGAUAUCGACAUGAAUAUUGAAAAUCUAUUUUCCAACAUAGUUUAGUUGUAGCCUAUAAACCUCACAAUGUCAUGCCACAUUUUUGGCCAACACAGUUUCUAUUUUCAAAAUGCUGAAUCAUUUUACCCCUUAGUCAACUGGCUUGGAAUGGCGGUACCUCCAAGAGUAAUGGCGUUGUGGAAUACCAUAUCAGCCUUAUUUUUUAUCGAUUCUUAGCGAAAUUGUUCACAACCAGCCAUUUGAAUGUGCGAUAGAAUGUUCAAAUGCACACAGGUCGAAAUCGGCUCGAUUCAUCAAAAUAAAUGUUUAGUUUCCAUUUCACUUGAAAAUCAUCGCUCUAUUAUAAUAAUUAUAAAAAUAAAAAAAUCAUGAAAUGGUCAGAAAAAGAAAAGAAAAAGAAACAGCUAUUUAGAUACUUUAUUGAAAUAUCUUAUUGCUCACAAAAAAAGUUUGAGCUAUAGACAAAUACCGAUGUCGAGAAAUGACCUCCGAUGCCUUGAAUCUUAUGAGAGAGAGAGUAUUUAGGCUUUUAUUUGAUUUAAUAUCAUUUCCACGACCUCAAUCCAGGAUUUCUUUUGGUGCAUUUAUUUUGAAUCACCCUGUCAACGGCUGUAAUUCUAGUCUGGGAUUGAAAAAGAUACUGUAAGUGCAAUUUGGAACUCAUGACAUAUUUAAAAAAAUGAGCUGUUGAUUUCUACUGUGCGGUGGUUGUCGGUUAGCGCAUCCUGGCGAUUUGCUGCCAAAUGAUGGAAAUAAGUCUAGACUGAUAAAAAUCGAAAUAUCCCUGAAUUACAUACGUAAGAAAAGGCAUUUUAUGUAAUUUCAACAAUGAGCGAAGAUCGACACGAGAUUCAUAGUUUGGAUACACUACUAAAAUGCACCUAUUUUAAAAUGGUUUUACCUCUUUUGCCACAUCAUUCAGACCUUUUCCUAAAUACAACGUCCAGGAAGCGCUGAUCUGCAAUCGCUAGAAAAGAUUACGCUAGGUGACUAUUUUGUGAUGAAAGACUUUUAUGACAGUGACGUUAUAGUGUAUUUAACUCGCGGCAGCUUUGCUUUAUUUAUUUUAUCCCAAACAAAUCAAAAUAUAAACUUGAAUAUGGACUUAUAUACGUUUUUGAGAUUUUUAUUGUGAUUUAUCGAAUAGUACCUAGUAUUUUAACAUAACCAUAGCAGGUUGACAAUACAGUUGUAUGAGAUAUCUCUAUGUUAUUAUAAUUAUUCCCAAAGUAGUUGUGGUACGUCGGCAUUCAGACUUUGCUCCAAUAACAAAAAAUAAUCAUUGUCUGCAAUAGAGGUUCAAGUCAGAAUGAAAAAUCGAAUCUCUUCAGUAUAAUAUGAAGCGUAUCAACAAAUAAAUAUACCCGUCCAUAACAAUAAAUCACACAGAAGUGAAGAAUAUUGUAAUUUUCAAAUCAAUAUUUGACAUGAUACUACUUCCAAGAAUUCUUGUGUAAAACAAUGAUCGUUUUUAUUUCAUUCAACUGUGUUGUUGUUCUAUCGAAUAUAUUGCCAGUUACUUCAACUAGUUUUUUUUAAAAAAGAAUAGUAGAAAUGAUCGGCAUUGUAAAAUUAGAAAAACCUGCUACCUUCUUUACUUUUUCCACGUAAAUUUUCUAUGUUGACAUUUUUUAUUUAUUGCCAUAUAUUGUACCUUAAAAAAUUGUGGAGUAUGAUUUUUUUUUUUGAUGAGGUAAAACUUUUUAAGUUCCAUGUGGACAAAACUGAAAGGAGAGAACACCAAUACAAAUUUGCUUAUAGCCAAAUAUAAUCAAAACAAUGUUAUUUUUUCACAUAUCACGUUAAUACUAUAUGAAAUAUUUAUUCAAUUUUCUUGUUUCUGGGAAUGCAGAGUACAAUUAUUUGUUUUUCUAUUGAAUAUGUGAAAAUUAGCUAGAGUCAGUGUAAGAUUUGUCCGUAGAUUAAAAAUAUAUAAAGACUGUUUGUCUAAAUAAUUCUAAAUAUACAUAAAGAAAUAUAGCAAUAACUUGAUAUCUCAAUGCUGAUUCUGUUAACAAGAUUUUACAAAAUUUUACUGACAAAAGUACAAUAUGAAAACUAGUAACCAUUUUGACUGUUUGAUUACUUGAACAUAAAUAUAUAAAAUAUGCCUUUUGCUUGUCAUUGGUAAAUUAUUUCAGUCGAAAUGUCUACUGAUUUUUAUAAUAGUACAAAAUACAAUCAUAUUUGGUGUGAUAUUUCGUUUGUAAAAAAAUCCGUAUGUAUUGGGCGUUUUCAAAUUCAUUAAUAAAUUUGAUGUCUAACUUAACUUUUAUAAAAAAUGGAAAUAUCAGUCAGAAUAUUUGUAUGUAACUGUAACUGUACUUAGUUUUUUAUACUGCUCAAAACAAUAUAUACAUACGCCUAAUUGUAUCCAAAAAAUUAUGUUACAUAUAUUUUAGGUAACAUAUAAUUGACUGAGAACAUAUUCUGUAUAAACGAUCAUACAGUAUUUCAAAAAAUUUCAUCAAUUCAAAAUACCCUUUUCUCGACCUCCGAGUUGUGGUGAUUUGCGUUUCCAAAAAUCUAGAAAAUAUGGCAUAACUGAUAGUAAUAGUUAUAAUAUACCAGACUUUUUUGAAAUACUGUAUAUAUUUUUCUUUUCACAGACAUUCCAGUAACACUUGUAUAUUGUUUGAUACUUUUGUAAACACAAGGUUUGGUUCUAAUUUGUCUGUACUGAUUAUUGAAAUAUUUAUAUUUCAAUUAAAAUCCCCAUUUUCUAUUUAUGACAUAUUUGCAUUCAAGAAUGUGAAAGGUCCAUGAAAAUAAAAUUCGAUGCAUCCAAAAAUAUGUUACAAAAAAAUGCUAUUUUUUUAAAGGUUUUGAGUUUUGAACUGCAAAUAGCCGCAAACCACUGAAAUCCCUUUGUAAUUUAGGUAGAUUUAGAUAAAUUUGAUGUAAAAAUUUCCAGUACUGCAAAUUAGAUACCAAAAUUUUAUUAAAAAUUGUAUAUCUACUAAUUUUAUUUGGCAUUGACUAAGCCUUGAUGCGCGCGUAUGUGAUGUGUGAUUGCACCAAGUUGAAAAACAUUUUCUUUAUUUGUUUUAGAAUUUAAGCUAAAAUGAUUCUGAAAAGUAUGUGAUUUAUUUUGUGUACCUAUAUUCUAUUUUGACUGAUCUUGCUGUAUGAACAGCGUUUAUGUAUAUUAUUUUCCAUUAUGAAGAGGUUUUAUUAAAAUUGUACAUUGUGUUACAGAAAAGAUUCAUCUACUUUCUAAAACAUGAAAGCAAAUGUUCUGUUGUACAAUGUACGUGAAAGUGUUUUUCAAUUUUUGAUUCUGUAAAAUGUGUAGUAUUCAAAACCACAGAUGUUUUGAAUACUGCAUAAUUGUACUAUUUUUUCUGUAAUGCUCUGAGUAAGUCAGUGUAAAAUUGUAAUAUAAUUGUAAAAUAUAAGAUAUUCAAUAAAAAACAAUAUUAAAUAUAAUAGCUAAAUA
Messenger RNA from Acanthoscelides obtectus, 7710 nucleotides. The record is from the annotation of a GenBank genome assembly. NCBI's taxonomy places the organism in Eukaryota, Metazoa, Arthropoda, Insecta, Coleoptera, Chrysomelidae.